Messenger RNA from Alexandromys fortis (reed vole), 6710 nucleotides. It is a transcript of the gene Usp32, whose product is annotated as ubiquitin specific peptidase 32. Gene Ontology annotation, cellular component: Golgi apparatus. Bases 166 to 4854 code for a protein of 1562 amino acids. Lineage: Eukaryota; Metazoa; Chordata; Mammalia; Rodentia; Cricetidae. The transcript is spliced from 33 exons. Gene Ontology annotation, molecular function: cysteine-type deubiquitinase activity; calcium ion binding. The record is from RefSeq and is a predicted model, not a curated record. Gene Ontology annotation, biological process: protein deubiquitination.
GCGGCGGUCGGGAGGAGUCGCCGGGGCAGAAGCCGCACUUGUUAGUGUUGGGGGAGGAGGGGACCGGCGACGCCGACACCGUCAGCCGGCGACGCCGCGAAGAAGGCGGGAGGGGGUGGGGGCGAAACCAGGCUCCGACCCCCCGGCCGAGGGGAUGAAGGGAGCAUGGGCGCCAAGGAGUCACGGAUCGGAUUCCUCAGCUACGAGGAGGCGCUGAGGAGAGUCACAGAUAUAGAGCUGAAACGACUCAAAGAUGCCUUCAAGAGGACCUGUGGACUCUCAUAUUACAUGAGUCAGCACUGCUUCAUCAGGGAAGUGCUUGGGGAUGGAGUGCCUCCUAAAGUUGCUGAGGUGAUUUACUGUUCUUUUGGUGGAACAUCCAAAGGGCUACACUUCAAUAACUUAAUAGUUGGACUUGUUCUCCUUACAAGAGGCAAAGAUGAAGAGAAAGCAAAAUAUAUUUUUAGUCUUUUUUCAAGUGAAUCUGGGAGCUAUGUCGUACGGGAAGAAAUGGAAAGAAUGCUCCAUGUGGUGGAUGGUAAAGUCCCAGAUACAAUUAGGAAGUGUUUCUCAGAGGUAUACUUAAAGAUUUAUAUUUUAUUUCUUCUUGUUGAUGUAGUGUUAACUCUUAUGGAGGAGUCAGACAUCAUUGAUCUGGAGAAACGCUAUUGGCUACUGAAGGCUCAAUCCCGUACUGGACGUUUUGACUUAGAGACCUUUGGUCCUUUGGUUUCACCACCUAUUCGCCCUUCUCUGAGUGAAGGUAGGAAAUGUUCCUUAAAAAACAAAACAAUGUCCUUACCAAGUAAUCUAAAAGUGAUUUCCUUUCCUAAGAGUUUUUUGUCAUUAGUUUGCUUCAAGGUGUUUGAUGUUGACCGUGAUGGAGUUCUGUCCAGGGUUGAACUGAAAGACAUGGUGGUUGCACUUUUGGAGGUCUGGAAAGAUAACCGCACUGAUGAUAUUCCUGAAUUACAUAUGGCUCUGUCGGACAUUGUAGAAGACAUAUUGAAUGCACAUGAUACCACAAAGAUGGGCCAUCUUACUCUGGAAGACUAUCAGAUCUGGAGUGUGAAAAAUGUUCUUGCCAAUGAGUUUUUGAAUCUCCUCUUCCAGGUAUGCCACAUAGUUCUGGGGUUAAGACCAGCUACUCCAGAAGAAGAAGGACAAAUUAUUAGAGGAUGGUUAGAACGAGAAAGCAGGUAUGGUCUGCAGCCAGGACACAAUUGGUUUAUCAUCUCCAUGCAGUGGUGGCAACAGUGGAAAGAAUAUGUCAAAUACGAUGCCAACCCUGUUGUGAUUGAGCCAUCAUCAGUUCUAAAUGGGGGAAAAUUUUCAUUUGGAACAGCAGCACAUUCUAUGGAGCAGGGAGAAGAUAAAAUCAGUAACAACCUCAGUUAUAUGAAUACCACAGAAGAGAAAUACUCAGACAACAUUUCUUCUGCAUCUGAAGCCUCAGAGUCUACUGGCAGUGGCUUUCUGUAUUCUGGCACACCAGGGGCAGAUAUGUGCUUUGCAAGGCAACAUAAUACUUCUGACAAUAACAACCAGUGUUUACUAGGAGCCAAUGGGAAUAUCCUUUUGCACCUUAAUCCUCAGAAGCCAGGAGCUAUUGAUAACCAGCCACUAGUAACUCAAGAACCAGUAAAGGCUACAUCGUUAACACUAGAAGGAGGAAGAUUAAAACGAACUCCACAGCUAAUCCAUGGAAGAGAUUAUGAAAUGGUCCCAGAACCUGUAUGGAGAGCACUUUAUCAUUGGUAUGGAGCAAACCUGGCCCUCCCUCGACCAGUAAUCAAGAAUAGCAAGACGGAAAUCCCAGAGCUAGAAUUAUUUCCUCGCUAUCUUCUCUUCCUUCGACAGCAGCCAGCCACACGGACUCAGCAGUCUAACAUCUGGGUGAAUAUGGGAAAUGUACCUUCUCCAAAUGCGCCUCUAAAGCGGGUAUUAGCCUAUACAGGCUGUUUUAGUAGAAUGCAAACCAUCAAGGAAAUUCAUGAAUAUCUGUCUCAAAGGCUUCGCAUCAAAGAGGAAGAUAUGCGACUAUGGCUAUACAAUAGUGAGAACUACCUGACUCUUUUGGAUGAUGAGGAUCAUAGGUUGGAAUAUUUGAAAAUCCAGGAUGAGCAGCACCUGGUAAUUGAAGUUCGCAACAAAGAUAUGAGCUGGCCUGAGGAAAUGUCCUUUAUAGCAAAUAGUAGCAAAAUAGAUAGACAUAAAGUUCCCACAGAAAAGGGAGCCACAGGUCUGAGUAACCUGGGAAACACAUGCUUCAUGAACUCAAGCAUCCAGUGUGUUAGUAACACACAACCACUGACACAGUAUUUUAUCUCAGGGAGGCAUCUUUAUGAACUCAACAGGACAAAUCCCAUUGGUAUGAAAGGCCAUAUGGCUAAAUGCUAUGGCGAUUUGGUGCAGGAACUUUGGAGCGGAACUCAGAAGAAUGUUGCCCCAUUAAAGCUUCGGUGGACAAUAGCAAAAUAUGCUCCCAGGUUUAAUGGGUUCCAGCAACAAGACUCCCAAGAACUUCUGGCUUUCCUUUUGGAUGGUCUUCAUGAAGAUCUCAACCGAGUCCACGAGAAGCCAUAUGUAGAACUAAAAGACAGUGAUGGACGACCCGACUGGGAAGUAGCUGCAGAGGCCUGGGACAACCAUCUAAGGAGAAAUAGAUCAAUCGUUGUGGACUUGUUCCAUGGUCAGCUAAGAUCCCAAGUCAAAUGCAAGACAUGUGGCCAUAUAAGUGUCCGAUUUGACCCUUUCAAUUUUUUGUCUUUACCACUUCCAAUGGACAGUUAUAUGCAUUUAGAAAUAACAGUAAUUAAAUUAGAUGGUACUACCCCAAUACGAUAUGGACUAAGACUGAAUAUGGAUGAAAAGUACACAGGUUUGAAAAAGCAGCUGAGUGAUCUCUGUGGACUUAAAUCAGAACAAAUCCUUCUUGCAGAAGUAAAUAGUUCCAACAUAAAGAACUUCCCUCAGGACAACCAAAAAGUUCGACUCUCAGUGAGUGGAUUUUUGUGUGCAUUUGAAAUUCCCAUUCUUGCAUCUCCAGUCUCAGCGUGUAGUCCAAUACAAACAGAUUGCUCCUCUUCUCCAUCUACAAAUGGACUAUUCACCCUGACUACCAAUGGGGAUCUGCCUCGACCUAUAUUCAUCCCCAAUGGAAUGCCAAAUACAGUUGUGCCAUGUGGAACUGAGAAGAACGUCACAAAUGGAAUGCUCAAUGGUCAUAUGCCACCUCUUUCUGAUGAUCCCAUUACAGGCUACAUCAUUGCAGUUCAUCGAAAAAUGAUGAGGACAGAAUUGUAUUUCCUGUCAUCUCAGAAGAAUCGCCCCAGUCUCUUUGGAAUGCCACUGAUUGUUCCUUGUACUGUGCAUACCCGGAAAAAAGAUCUCUAUGAUGCAGUUUGGAUUCAAGUAUCUCGAUUGGCCAGCCCUCUCCCACCUCAAGAAGCUAGUAACCAUGCACAGGAUUGUGAUGACAGCAUGGGCUAUCAAUAUCCAUUCACCCUCCGAGUUGUUCAGAAAGAUGGAAAUUCCUGUGCCUGGUGCCCAUGGUAUAGAUUUUGCAGAGGCUGUAAAAUUGAUUGUGGAGAAGAUAGAGCUUUCAUUGGAAAUGCCUGUAUUGCUGUGGAUUGGGACCCUACAGCCCUUCAUCUCCGCUAUCAAACAUCACAGGAAAGAGUUGUAGAGGAGCACGAAAGUGUGGAGCAGAGUCGGCGAGCACAGGCUGAGCCCAUCAACCUGGACAGCUGUCUCCGUGCCUUCACCAGUGAGGAGGAGCUGGGAGAAAAUGAGAUGUACUAUUGCUCCAAAUGUAAAACUCACUGUUUGGCAACUAAGAAGCUGGACCUCUGGAGGCUUCCUCCAAUUCUGAUUAUUCACCUUAAACGAUUUCAGUUUGUAAAUGGACGGUGGAUAAAAUCACAGAAAAUUGUUAAAUUUCCUCGUGAAAGUUUUGACCCUAGUGCUUUUUUAGUACCAAGAGACCCAGCUCUUUGCCAGCAUAAACCACUCACACCCCAGGGGGAUGACAUCUCUGAGCUAAGGAUUUCAGGAGGAGAUGUGAAGAAAAUGGAUGUCCAGAACUCAGCAGGGGAGGAGGAUGUGCUCCUGAGCAAGAGCCCAUCUUCACUCAGUGCAAAUAUCGCCAGUAGCCCCAAAGGUUCACCUUCUUCUUCAAGAAAAAGUGGAGCCAGCUGUCCCUCCAGCAAAAACAGCAGCCCUAACAGCAGCCCACGGACUUUGGGGAGGAGCAAAGGGAGGCUUCGUUUGCCUCAAAUUGGCAGCAAAAAUAAGUUGUCCAGUAGUAAGGAGAAUUUAGAUGCCAGCAAAGAGAAUGGGACUGGGCAGACAUGUGAACUGGCUGACACCUUGAGCCGAGGACAUAUUUUGGGAGGCAGCCAACCUGAGCUGGUCACUCCUCUGGAUCAUGAGAGCACUUUGGCUAAUGGAUUCCUUUAUGAGCAUGAGGCAUGUGGCAAUGGCUAUAGUAAUGGUCAGCUUGGAAAUCAUAGUGAAGAAGACAGCACUGAUGACCAAAGAGAAGAUACUCAUAAUAAACCUAUUUAUAAUCUAUAUGCAAUUUCGUGCCAUUCAGGAAUUCUGGGUGGGGGCCAUUAUGUCACUUAUGCCAAAAACCCAAACUGCAAGUGGUACUGUUACAAUGACAGCAGCUGUAAGGAACUUCACCCUGAUGAAAUUGACACCGACUCUGCCUACAUUCUUUUCUAUGAGCAGCAGGGGAUAGACUGUGCACAAUUUCUGCCAAAGAUCGAUGGCAAAAAGAUGGCAGACACAAGCAGCAUGGAUGAAGACUUUGAAUCCGAUUACAAGAAGUACUGUGUGUUACAGUAAAGCGGCUGCUUUGGCCGAUAAGUGGGCUGCUGGAAGGGAGGUGACGCCUUGUAGGUGACAUUUGGCAGAAUCGUCACUGAAAAGCAGGCUAAGUGUAGUUAUUUUAUCCUGUGACCUGAAGCACAAAAUAAAAAGUCCUAAUUAAAAUAGCAGUCAACUUUAAGAAUAGUACUAAUUUUGUUUGAAGUCUCUCACAAGCUGUCCAGUGGAGGACUUUCAGGCAGAUCCCACCAUUAGCCUGUAAACAAGAAGGUUUGGCACCAAUCACCUGGGACCAAUUAAGAAUUUAAUGUGCUUGUCCAGAUAAUGAACAAACUUGUAGUGAGUAUAGAGUUUUCCAAUAAUCAUAACAGGAUGCUAAGGAUUUCCUUAGAAUCAAAGUAAAAAAAAACAAAAGUUGAAAUGUUGUCUGGGGACAACAUGAUUUGCUACCUCCUUUUUCCUGAAGUUUCAUUCCAUUGUAUUGACAAAUGGAGAAAGCCAGGUCAUGCAGGAGUGCAGAUGACUCUCAGAGUGCAGACACAGGUUCUUCCUUUUUUGAACCAUUUCCCUGUUCUUUCUGUGUCUUUUUCUUUGCUUUUUGUUGUUGUCAAGUUUAUGUUUGGAACAGUGACUGUGGCAGAAGUUGUGGUGGUUGGUCUGAACCCACGCAUCCCUGAGACCAUGUGCCUUCCACCCAGUCUCAGUGCAGAGGCCCCAGGAGAGGUCCAGCCCAGGUGGCCCUUCUGCGAAGGCUUCUUUAGGGUACUAGAGGAGUCCCCACAGGCGCACUGCUGGGUGUGGCUGCUGCCAGGGUUUGCACCAUAGUCCCAUGCAUAUGUUGCACAAAGUGUUUCUAGGAAGGUAUGCAAAAGCCAGCCGUGUUUCCUGUUAGUGGUGGGUUUUUUUCUUUGUUUCUCAUUUUGCACUUUAUAAGAGAGAACACAUGCAAACAAAUUGUGCUUAUACUUUAAUGGCUCUAAAAACAGAAAUAUAUCCAGCAUUGAUAGUUUGUAAGUAUUGUACAAAGAAACUGCUGGGUUUAGGAAGCAAACUCUAGUUGUUUUCAUUUCUGCCCCUCAGCUUUUUUUUUUCUUUACUCACUUUUUUCCUAAUUAUUCAAAACUGGAACAAAAGUAUAAAUGUCAUUUUUCUGGCAUCAUUUUUCUGUAUUGUGUUUUAGUUUGUAGUUCAAGGAAAUUCUCAUCUUAUUUUUAGUCUUUUAAAAAAUUUGCGACCCUGGAAGCUGAUUCUCAUUGUUGUCAGAUCCUAUUCCCCUCCCUUCCUCAUGAUGCAGUUAGUGUCCUGACAGCUGAGCCCAGUGCUGAGACUGGUUUUAAUGCCCUGGGAAAGCUGUUGCAAGCAGCUGCCGAGGCUGACGUCCUUUCAGAAGGAUAUACGGAAGAGGAAGUAAUGGCCUGGAAGGAAUAUUGUAAAGAAGUCACACAAAGUACAUACUUCAUAGAUUCAAAGUUUUCAUAUAUGAGAUUGUCCACUCCUACCUACCUGGACAAGUCCCAUGAAAAAGUAGAAGAUUUUCAAUAAUUUCUUUACAGAUAUUUUAGUUGAGCAGGUAGUACAAUCUACUAAUGUUGUUUGAUCUGUGUUUGUUAUAUUGGUUGUAAUUAAUUUUUUAAACUCGAGAACUAGCAGAAAAUUUAUUAAAUUAACUAUUAACUACAUUUACCUUGUAAAUUUCUGUAUAAAACUUGUUGACAAUGCACUGACUUUAGGAAGAUGUUGAUGUACAUAGAGUGUAAAUAAGAUAGUGUUGAUGUACUGAAUAUGAACUGUAUAAAAAAGUAUUGGUCAUUGUAUAUGGUGUGUACCUGUUUAUCUGUAACUAUUACCCAAACAAAUUAAAUACUGAAGAUGUC